AUGAACUGUGCAGUGAUUCUUCUAUUAACAUCAAGCUGCUUCGCCUGGUCUUCAGUGAUACAUACCCCCAACAGAGCAGAAUCCAAGAAACUAAAGUACCUCCUUGAGCCUCCUGUGUACGCUGAGGUUGUUGGCAGAAGGGGACAAAACGUCACCUUGCCGUGUAUCCUGAGAAUCAAACCUAGCCAUUACAAAGUGAAAUGGACAAAACUGGAGCCGGAACACGUAGGGACGGAGAACAUUAUCAUGAUUUUAAAUGCACAUGCUUUCAAGCCAUACGGCCAUCUUGGACAGCGGGCUUCUCUCCGGAAGGCUCACACCAUGGACGCAUCGCUACAGCUCAGCAGCCUUGAGCUGGAAGAUGGUGGCACGUAUCGCUGCGAGCUUGUCAAUGGCAUCGAAGAUGAGAGUGUUGUCAUUACUUUGAGGAUUGAAGGUGUGGUGUUUCCAUAUCAGAGUAAAAAUGGCCGCUACAGAUUCACUUUCCAUGAGGCUAAGGAGGCUUGUACUGAGCAAGAUGGCACAUUAGCCUCACUGACCCAGCUGUACAUAGCAUGGACUGAGGGUCUGGACUGGUGUAAUGCAGGCUGGCUCCAUGAUGGAACCGUUCAUUAUCCCAUUAUUCAUCCUCGACCUGCCUGUGGAGGAGAGCUGGUCCCUGGAAUUCGCAGUUAUGGACCAAAAGAUAAGAAUCACGAUCGGUUCGAUGCUUUCUGCUUUACUUCCCAGGCGUCUGGCUCUGUUUCCUACAUAUCGGGGGCGUUCUCUUUCGAGCAGGCAGGACAUGCAUGUAAACAUCAGGGAGCGGAGUUGGCGUUGGUGGGCCAGCUCUAUGCCGCCUGGCGUUUCCAAAACUAUGACCAGUGUGAUGGCGGAUGGCUGAAGGAUGGCAGCGUACGGUUUCCCAUCAAAAGCCCUCGGGAGCGCUGUGGGGGCAUCCCUGAAGCAGGGGUACGCUCAUUUGGAUUCCCCAACAAGGCGAUGCAUCUUUAUGGCGCCUACUGCUAUAGGUAG
This is a messenger RNA of Micropterus dolomieu (smallmouth bass), 1014 nucleotides long. RefSeq names its product hyaluronan and proteoglycan link protein 2 (gene hapln2). The record is from RefSeq and is a predicted model, not a curated record. Lineage: Eukaryota; Metazoa; Chordata; Actinopteri; Centrarchiformes; Centrarchidae. Bases 1 to 1014 code for a protein of 337 amino acids. The transcript has 5 exons. Gene Ontology annotation, biological process: cell adhesion. Gene Ontology annotation, molecular function: hyaluronic acid binding.